CAUUUUUACAACAAGGGAAGUGUAAGUUUAUCCUGCUGUCAGCCUGAUUUCUUCUGAUAUCUGUACAAGUAAACGAUAGUAAAGAGUCUGCUGAGGGGGUUGAUGUAUUAAGACAUGCCGUUAUCCUUCUAAACCGCUGCUUAACAUUAUUACAAAGCGGUUUUGCUGCAGUAAAGUACAAAAGAAGAGACUAAACCUCAUCUCCCUGCAUCUCUGGGAUCUGUUAGAUGAAGUUUACUGGAACAAGUUUCAGCUGUGAUCUCAUCAUUCCAUAACGAGACAGCCAACAGGAGGAGCCUGCUCACUUAUGCACUGAGAGCAGAUUCAGUGUUCACUGGGAAAUCAUUGCCAGAUUGUCUGUAUAUAUGUAAGCGUGUGCUGGAGGUGGCCUGGGGCCAGCUGACAGCAAGAGAAGAACAUUUACAGCCGGGUAUCCACUGCUGCACGGCCACCAUGUCUCAACCUGCACAGGAAGAUGAACAGACGCAGCGUCCCGUAGUGAGAGAAGAGGACCUGACCGAAGCAAAGACCAAACUUGGUGGUGGAGGGGCGGUGAAGAGCAAGACCUUUGAAGUGAUGGAGGAGUGCGAGAAAAUGGGUAAAGCGGCUCCCUCUGUGUUUAGCGGAGCGAGAUCUGGAGGAGAGACGGCUUUCAACACUCGCUCCACUCGACAGGCCAGGAAGUAGAAGAAAAACUUCCCCUCCAUGGAUGAGCGGCGCCUCUUCCAAGUUACUGAUGUAAUUUAACCUGUUAGUGUCAACAGCAUUUUUUAUGUCGCUUCAUAUCAUGCAACUACCACCAGCUGAGAGAUGCUCAAUAAACCUUUUAGUCAGCUAAAAGCAAUAAAUGGUUUGAUAUAAUUUUGAUGCAACUUUAUUUCACUUUUUCUGUUUAUGGUAGGUUCUUAUAGUCAGUUCUGUUUCUUAGUCUUAAUACGCUACUGCAACAGAGGAUGGAUUCAUUGUCAUUUUUUUGCACAUCCUUACCAGAGGUGCCAAUAAAAGGAAGCGCUGUACCACA
Messenger RNA from Xiphophorus couchianus (Monterrey platyfish), 1021 nucleotides. It is a transcript of the gene mustn1a, whose product is annotated as musculoskeletal, embryonic nuclear protein 1a. The record is from RefSeq and is a predicted model, not a curated record. The coding region runs from base 454 to 687 and encodes 77 amino acids. Gene Ontology annotation, biological process: chondrocyte proliferation; chondrocyte differentiation; tissue regeneration. The transcript is spliced from 3 exons. Lineage: Eukaryota; Metazoa; Chordata; Actinopteri; Cyprinodontiformes; Poeciliidae. Gene Ontology annotation, cellular component: nucleus.